This is a messenger RNA of Trematosphaeria pertusa, 2996 nucleotides long. RefSeq lists its product as uncharacterized. The coding region runs from base 173 to 2743 and encodes 856 amino acids. Lineage: Eukaryota; Fungi; Ascomycota; Dothideomycetes; Pleosporales; Trematosphaeriaceae. The transcript has a single exon. The record is from RefSeq and is a predicted model, not a curated record.
AAAGAAGGACCGCGGCGCGCUUUCUUGGCAGGGAUCCUCCGAGUCCUCCGCACCAGUCCUCACUGCCCUUCUCAGGUCUCAUCUCCUUUCUCGCUAUUGAACGCGCUGUCUUCGCGGUGAGGAUGCUUCUCUGAAAGCAGACCUCCAUUAUGAAGAUCCAGCCGCCUCGACCAUGGAUCACUGGGGCGACCCUUGGGCAGACGAUGCCGACGAGAAGACGCCGCCGAAGCAGGAGGUCACGACGCCCCCGCCGCCCACUCUAGCGCCUGCACCGGUGAUAUUGAACGGUUUUCUGGAUGAUGCGCAGUGGGGAAGCAUUGAAGAUGAGGGAUUUGGAGCAUGGGCGCGUUCCCCUAGGAAGCCGGGUUCUGGAAACGUAGCACAUUCGGAGACGCGCGGCGAUGCAUUCGCGAGCUCAGCAACUUGGGAUCGCGUUCCGGACGUGGCGCAAGAUGUUUCUGAGGAGCAUGGAGGAAGAGAGCCGGAUCGAGGGAGCAAUGAGUGGAGUGCUGUUGACACGAGCCCGGAGACGCAUAGGGAGCAAGACAAUGUAGUCUCAGAGACGUCCGAUUCAGGGACUACGAUACAACCCGAUGAUGCACCUGCGCGAUCAGCGACCGACUUCGCCGAUUCCUUGCACCCGGACGAUGACCAUUCCACGCGACCGUCUACGUCUCCUUCCGACAUCAGCCAUAACGAGACAACUACCGAGUCUCCGCGAACUUCCUUCGAAGACGAGCGAGCAGCCGAGAAGGCUCGGACGAUAGAUGAGGCUUCCAUAAAAGAGGGGGAGGUCAAGGCGGUGGAAGAAGGUGAAGAGCCGGUCGUAGAGCCUUCGCCAGCUGCAAGCGAAGAAGCGGACGACGAAUUCGGGGACUUCGAGGAGGAUGGAGUACAAGGACCGGCUGCAUCGCAGCUUCAGGUUGAAUCCAUACAGCAACCCCUAGCAUCUCCUCGCUGGGGCCCCGAGGAGGACCCUGCAAGCGGUAUUUCAGACAGCGAACCCAAACAGAAGUGGAUCGCUUCCGUUCCGCCUCCCGUCAGCGGCGGAUACUCGCUUGACCUAGAGCUACUGGCUCAGCUAUUUCCGCCUGCAAAGCAACGGAAAGAGUUUGAAGAUGCUCCGCAUGAUCCAGUCCACUCCACAUCGGCUCGGAAAGCCUGGUACCGCCUCACACGGAGACAGACAAUGCGAGAAUUCAACAGCGGGAACGAUGACGACAACUACAUUCGGGUGACAUGGAAGACCUCUAAUAUAAGGUCAGAAGUGAACAAGGUAGUGUCUAGAUGGGCGAACGAGGAUAGGAUCGCAGGACGAGGACCAGGCGCAAGGGCGUCCUUCUACUGGGAUUCUCCCGCACCUGUGGACCCUAGAGCACCGAACGCACACCUCCGGAAGAAGUCGUCGAUCGCUGUGUCGAAGUCUAUCCGGUCGGCGAAGCAGAAUCUGCAGCCGCUAUCGACUGAUGUCCCCGCCGCGUUCAACUGGAGCUCUCCUUCGGCAGCGAACCUCCCCUCUCCACGCGAUACGCCUGGCUUGCGGUCUACCUCGUCACCCUUGACAGGCAAGCAUAGCGCUAUCUCAAAGCUACAAAGACAAGAAGGCCGAGCUGUGUCUGUCGACCUUACUCCGCGGCCCAGGGCCUCAGCAACCCACAAGAGAACAGCAACAAGCACCGACUUUCUGACCGAGCUUACAUCAACACUCUCGCCUCCCGCUUCGGAGCCAAUUAAGCCAGCAGGACAUGUAGACCCAUGGGCACAGCUAGGCACCUUAGACACUAAUCCAUCUUCGAAACCCGAACCCGCAAACGCAGUAGACGAUGAUGACGACUGGGGUGAGAUGGUGGAAUCCCCCGCCGUCUCCACUGUGCAGACUCCCAUAGCCACCCUCUCAGAACCAUCAACGCGUGCCAACACGCUUUCGACGCCGUCCACGACACCAAAAUCAGUGAGGUCCUCUCCGUUGCAGCCUCUUCCCCUUCCGAGCGGGUCUAAGCAUGCGUCCCCUAUCGUCCGCCUCAAAGGCACCGUGUCUCCGACCUCAGCCCUCUUCAAAGCGAACGCAUUUGUACCGGCCAGUAUAGAGGAAGGCCCUAUAGGCCCGGGAAUUUUGAAGGCAAGGAACAAGUCUACAGAGUCAACGCCAGAGAAGCCACGAGCUCAACCUCAGCCCACCAUGGGAAUCGAAGAGGUUUUGCAAGCGGAGCAUUCAAAUCCUGCGGCGCAGAUCAAAAGCCCACCAGAGUCGCCAAUCACGCAGACAUCAGCUCCACUAGCAACAGGUGCCACCGAAGACGACGCGUUCUCCGCUUUCGAAACCUCCUUACCUCCUCCAGCACCCAUCGAACCCUCAACACUAGCACCCGCACCACCAUCAUCACCACCACCGCCUCCCGCACCCACCGAUGCGCCGCUAUUCACUUGCCCACCAGAACCCGACUUCUCCAUCUUCGAAUCCUCUCUCCCUACCACGACCACACCAGCGCCUUCACCUCAACGUCAAACCGACCCCUCAGACCCGUGGUCUAUUUUCGAAAGCACUAAUCCUCCUUCCGCUCUGCCGGCCGAGCCCGAACCAGCACCCUUCGCGCGCGCGCCGCCCCGGCCCAUGACGCCACCAGCGAAGCAGCCGCUAACAAGUGCGACAAGCUCCGCGCAGAGGAGAAAAGCGGAGGAAGAUGAGAUUAUACGGGCGAUUGUGGAGGCGUUGCCGGAUUUGGGAUAUAUGCUGCGGAGGUGAGGGUGCGCUUUGCAUAGCAGCAGACUUGUACAUGGUACAUUGGUUAUGAAGGAAUUGUUGCAUUGAUGUAUGGCGUUCUUCGAGUUGAGGAUAUUCAUGGCGCCUGGUAUGCUACGCUAUACAUGUUGCGCAGCUUCGGCGCUUUCAAUGAUCUAUUUUCAUGAGUUCAGUCCUCCUAAUUAUAUCCCUACUACAGCGCUGUCGCCAUUGCCUGGGUCGCGCUCGUGAAAAAAGAUAAUAUUCUAACAUUGGA